AUGGUAAAAGUUUACCUCCUUGGAGCUGGCUGUAUUGGGUCUCUUGUGGCAAAUGAAGUCAUUCAUGCGAGCAAGGGAUCUCUCGAGAUCGUGUCGCUUCUGCGGACGCAGGCAAAGGUAGACCAGUUUAUCGCUAACGGGUGCAAGAUCACCAUUGACAGGCUAUAUAGUGGUGAAAUUUCAACCUCUAUUUUGUCAGGUGCCCAGCUAAGUACUCUCCCACCUGCUAGCCACAUUGACUAUCUGAUGGUGAGUGUCAAGACACCUGCUACCGUCGCAUCACUUAGGGGAUUACUGCCAGCGAUAAGCCCAAAAACAAAAAUCUUGUUGAUCCAAAAUGGGAUGGGUGUUGUCGAAGAAUUGUACCGCCGUUUGUGGCCAGAUCCUAUUACUCGACCCACCAUUUUUCAGGCUGUAAUAGGGCAUGGUGUCUACCAAGACCCGAAGGCCACAGAUCCGUUUCGGUUCUCCCAAGCUGGAUCAGGCCAGGUCAAGGUGGCACUCGUUCCAAGAGAGCUUGGUAAUGUGGAUGGUAAAGACACUUCAGUUUCCCCACAGUUUGCUGAAGAUCCGGUGAUCCAAUCUCUGGUUGCUGCCCCGGAGUUGAGUACUUCUUUACACUCGUACCCGCAAUUCGUGCUUCUGCAGGUGCGUAAGUUCCUGCUUAAUUCCUGCAUCAAUCCUACGGGAUCGAUUCUGGACUGUCUUAAUGGUGAAAUGGAUCCUUUGGAUGAAACCCGUGAUCUUUUCCGUUCGAUCAUUGCUGAAUCCAUCGAGGUUUUGCUCCAGGCCCGCCCAUUUCUGAAGGAGACUCCCGGCAUUGAAGAGGCAUUUGAUCUCGAACAGGCACUGGAGUAUGUUGUUGAGUAUGGUAUGGUUCUCAACAAACAAAAUUCGUGUAGCAUGCGCCAGGACUGUUUGAACCUGAAAGAAAUUGAGAUUGACUACAUCAAUGGGUUCAUCGUGACUCUUGCGGAGGAGUUGGGAAGAAGUGCUCCUGUGAACAGAACGAUGACGUAUCUCGCAAAAAACAGGCUUGCGCUGAACAAAUUGAGGGUGAAGAGUUGA
Messenger RNA from Kuraishia capsulata CBS 1993, 1068 nucleotides. RefSeq lists its product as uncharacterized. The transcript has a single exon. Gene Ontology annotation, cellular component: mitochondrion; cytoplasm. Bases 1 to 1068 code for a protein of 355 amino acids. Gene Ontology annotation, biological process: pantothenate biosynthetic process. Gene Ontology annotation, molecular function: 2-dehydropantoate 2-reductase activity; NADP binding. The record is from RefSeq and is a predicted model, not a curated record. NCBI's taxonomy places the organism in Eukaryota, Fungi, Ascomycota, Pichiomycetes, Pichiales, Pichiaceae.